Messenger RNA from Leopardus geoffroyi (Geoffroy's cat), 4388 nucleotides. RefSeq names its product kelch like family member 9 (gene KLHL9). Gene Ontology annotation, cellular component: Cul3-RING ubiquitin ligase complex. Gene Ontology annotation, biological process: regulation of cytokinesis; protein ubiquitination. The transcript has a single exon. Gene Ontology annotation, molecular function: cullin family protein binding; ubiquitin-protein transferase activity. Lineage: Eukaryota; Metazoa; Chordata; Mammalia; Carnivora; Felidae. The coding region runs from base 592 to 2445 and encodes 617 amino acids. The record is from RefSeq and is a predicted model, not a curated record.
GACGGCUGCGCAGCCGCAGUAGCUGCCGCGGCCGCUCCUAGCCCUGGGGAUCCUGGGACGAGGCCUUUCCGGAAGGAGCGGCUCGGCGUCCGGGGCUAGGCCCUUUUUCCAGGCCCGGGCUCAAGCCAGGCCCUCGUUCCAGGCCCUCGUCCUAACACAGCUCUCCGUAGCCGCCGCGACGCUCUGGUGACGGCGGAGGGCGCCGCGGGCCGCUCGCUGAGGUGGCCGGCCUCGCCGCCAAGCGAGCCGCAGUACGUGGCGGCGCCUCCCCCUUGGCCCGGAGCGGAACUGCUGGAGGAGCGGCAGCGCAGGCCGGACGGACCAGGUGAACCGGGUCACUUAACAGCUUGCUGGUGAUGAAUCAUCUGCAUGACAGUCAGAUUUGAGGUCCACAGCCCUUUGUGGUCCUGCUAUCGGACAGUUUUCAGUGGACGACUGACUGGUGUGAUCUGAGGGGUGCCGCAGGGACUGCUUGCCCUUGAUAAGGAAAGCGAGCUCCCCGGCUCUUUGGACGGCCUCGUUUCCUUGAAAGCUUUCAGAUUAUAACUUCUUUCUCCGGCACAGAGCUGUGCAAAAGGAAGGCUUUCACACAUGAAAGUGUCUCUUGGUAACGGCGAAAUGGGCGUCUCCGCCCAUUUGCAGCCUUGCAAGGCAGGAACCACACGUUUUUUUACCAGCAAUACUCACAGUUCGGUGGUAUUGCAAGGCUUUGAUCAGCUUAGAAUAGAAGGAUUGCUUUGCGAUGUGACACUGGUACCGGGUGAUGGAGAUGAAAUCUUCCCGGUUCACAGAGCUAUGAUGGCGUCUGCUAGCGAUUAUUUCAAGGCUAUGUUCACGGGUGGAAUGAAAGAACAAGAUCUAAUGUGCAUUAAGCUUCAUGGGGUGAACAAGGUUGGUCUGAAGAAAAUAAUUGAUUUUAUUUAUACUGCAAAGCUUUCUCUUAAUAUGGACAAUCUUCAGGACACGCUUGAAGCUGCCAGCUUUUUACAAAUCUUACCUGUUUUGGACUUCUGUAAAGUAUUUCUUAUUUCGGGAGUCUCUUUAGAUAACUGCGUUGAAGUUGGACGAAUUGCUAACACCUACAAUCUCAUAGAAGUGGAUAAGUAUGUCAAUAAUUUCAUCCUGAAGAAUUUUCCUGCAUUAUUGAGUACUGGAGAGUUUCUAAAACUCCCUUUUGAACGGCUUGCCUUUGUGCUUUCCAGUAAUAGUCUUAAGCACUGUACUGAACUUGAGCUCUUCAAGGCUGCCUGUCGCUGGCUAAGGUUGGAAGACCCUCGGAUGGAUUAUGCUGCAAAAUUAAUGAAGAAUAUUCGAUUUCCAUUGAUGACACCACAGGAUCUCAUCAAUUACGUGCAGACAGUAGAUUUCAUGAGAACAGACAAUACCUGUGUGAAUUUGCUUUUAGAAGCUAGCAAUUACCAAAUGAUGCCAUACAUGCAGCCAGUGAUGCAGUCAGAUAGAACUGCCAUUCGAUCUGACUCGACGCACUUGGUCACAUUAGGAGGAGUUUUGAGGCAGCAGCUGGUUGUCAGUAAAGAACUGCGGAUGUAUGACGAAAGGGCACAAGAAUGGAGAUCUUUAGCCCCCAUGGACGCUCCUCGUUACCAGCAUGGUAUUGCUGUCAUUGGAAACUUUCUUUAUGUAGUUGGUGGUCAAAGUAAUUAUGACACGAAAGGAAAGACUGCUGUCGAUACAGUUUUCAGAUUUGAUCCUCGGUAUAACAAAUGGAUGCAGGUUGCAUCUUUAAACGAAAAGCGCACAUUCUUCCACUUGAGUGCUCUCAAGGGACAUUUAUAUGCUGUUGGUGGGCGCAGUGCAGCUGGUGAGCUGGCCACAGUAGAAUGUUACAACCCAAGGAUGAAUGAGUGGAGCUAUGUUGCAAAGAUGAGUGAACCGCACUAUGGCCAUGCCGGAACAGUGUAUGGAGGCUUAAUGUAUAUUUCAGGAGGAAUUACUCAUGACACUUUCCAAAAUGAGCUUAUGUGUUUUGACCCAGAUACAGACAAAUGGGCACAGAAAGCUCCAAUGACUACAGUCCGAGGUCUGCACUGCAUGUGUACAGUUGGAGACAAGCUCUAUGUCAUUGGUGGCAAUCACUUCAGAGGAACAAGCGAUUAUGAUGAUGUUCUAAGCUGUGAAUACUACUCACCAACCCUGGACCAGUGGACUCCAAUUGCUGCUAUGUUAAGAGGUCAAAGUGAUGUUGGAGUUGCCGUCUUUGAAAAUAAAAUCUAUGUUGUAGGUGGAUAUUCUUGGAAUAAUCGUUGUAUGGUAGAAAUUGUCCAGAAAUAUGACCCAGAGAAGGAUGAGUGGCAUAAAGUUUUUGACCUUCCAGAGUCUCUUGGUGGCAUUCGAGCUUGUACUCUCACAGUUUUUCCACCUGAGGAAAACCCUGGGUCACCUUCUAGAGAAUCACCUCUUUCAGCACCUUCAGAUCAUUCUUAGGACUAAAAUGUAAUACCUUUACAGCGCAUCAUGGAUGAUCUCACACUUCCCCUUCAGUUGUUAUCUUCUUACAGCGAUUGGUACAAUUAAUUAGAUAAGUGGUAACUGAUGUUAUUUGUAUUGUUUGGCUUAGUGUGUUUAUCAUAUGGUUAACAAAUGUAUUCUGAAAAUGUAUUCAACAUAGCCAGCUGUUUUAACAGAUGUAAGAAGAUAGGUAGCGAACUGUUUUAGAUGUCUUUGUGGUGUUGUGUAAGUCAAAUUGUAGGUGAUCGUAGUAAAUGUGUAACUGUGUUCAUUAUGCUUCAAAGUGGAGAGUUUUCAUCUUUGACUUCAAAACAUCAAAGGGAGGCUGCCUGCUCUAACCUAAAAUAAUAAAAGGUCGCCAAAUAUUAUUACCACCGUCCCUUUUUUCAUAUAGUUUUUGACAUCGUUGCCAAUUCACCAGAUCGUGUGAGUGCAUUCAGAGUAUGUGAAGUUUCUUAGAAAUAAACAGGAAAGCCCUAAGUCAGGGUUUUGUAUUUCUCUCUGGAGAGGGAAAGGGAGAGAGAAAAUAUAAGGUCGUGUGUGCACACACACGCAUACAUACAUGUGUAUAUACAUUCGUAUGUCCACACAUAGGCACAUCUAAUUUUUAAAUUGAUAUUUCAUCUGUAGGGAAAUUGUUUUUAAAUUAAUUUUUUUGUUCUACCUAGCAGCUAUUUAUAUUCAAAUGGGAAUUCAGUACCAGAGAAUAAGUGUCUGUAGAGUCAUACUAAAUUGAGACAGAUAAGGGCUACAACAUAUUAAAUUGACCACCAAAUUUGUAAUUUGACUAAAUUGUCACUUCAGAUGAAACUUCUUUUACUUCUUCUGCUUGUGAAUUCUGUGGAGUUGCUUUUAUACAGGUUAUUUAGCAAAGUUCAGGUUUCUGAGAAUUGGUUUAGCUGAGUAAAUGUAAGCUGUGCUAUUUUCUACCUUUUUUAUUUGGUAAAACUUACAUGAAGACAGCUGAGAAAGGAAUAUGCUGAACAAAACUAUAGGAUUUUAAGUUCGGUUUCCCAACUUAGUCAUUCUAACAUGAUCAUUUGAUUUGGGGUGGUUGCUCCAGUUUUGUGUGAUCUGCCUCAAGGCUGUGAUUUGAGCAGGAGAGAUACAGUCAGUUCUGUGUCGAAUCAGAAUAAUGUCCUUUUGGCUAUGUCUAAAGAACAGGACCAACUUCAGAUUCCCUAAGAAGCCAGCUACAGAAAGCUUAGGACUCUGCUGUCUUUCAGGCAGUACUAAAGUCGAUGUUCAGCCUUUAAAAUACCAAGGGCACCCCUCCUGGUUGCGAAUCACAUGGGGAGAUCCUAGUGAGACUUUUUCAGCAAAAGGAGUCCUCUUUAUGUAGUGAGUGAUUCUGGAGAGGUGCUUUCCUAGAAUAAUUGCCUACCCGAAGAAAAAAUUUACAUAUGUACUUUGACAUACAUAUGAAUAUGUAUAUCCCUACACUUGGGAAGUUGUCAUAGUAUAAACCAGGAACAAUCUUUUUAUUGACAAUCCCAUAAUAAAACUCAGGAACCAAGACAAGAGGAAUUGGCUUCCAGGGAUCUGAACCUUACUGCCCAUACAAGUGUUGAUUCAUUUUAAUGCUUUUUAUGAUUUCUGCAUUGGCAGAAAAUUUCAUACUUUCUAUGUUUUUUUAAAUGACUAAUUUUUUAUUACUAAAAGUAGCACAUUGAGUACAUUUAGAAAAUAGAAAAAGUAGAAAUUGAUGUAAACUUUGUGCAUUGAAUAAGCAAGAAAUGGCAUCCCAAUCAUUUCUUUAUUAAUAAGGUUAAAUAUUUGUGUGCUUUCUUUUGAGUAGCUGUGUUUCCUGUGUUUGAAUGUUCAUGUCUUUUACCCUUGUGAUGAUACCUAUUGGAGUUGCUUUGUUUUUUCAUACCAAGUUAUAGGCUCUCUACAUAAUAAAUAUAAUUUAACUGGCA